CUUUUAACACCUAUACCCCUUUACCAACCAGUCACUAUUUGCCUCACACGUAGAGUAAUCGUGCGCCCGCGCAGGCCCUACACGAUGCUAUUGAGAAACCUGUACAGAAAUGCAGUUAGGUGUAACAUUAGAUUUUAUUCUGGACAUUCAGUUUAUAACAAGCCCCCGAAAAUACUUAUAACUGGAGGACUAGGUCAACUCGGAGUCGAGUGCGCGAAGUACCUCCGCCACAAAUAUGGCAGAGAAAACGUCCUACUGUCAGACAUCAUCAAGCCAUCACAGGAAAUCGUCAACGACGGACCUUACCUUUUCGUAGACAUUCUAGACUUUAAGGGCCUCCAGAAAAUAGUAGUAGACCACAGGGUGGACUGGCUGAUCCAUUUCUCAGCUCUUUUGAGUGCCAUAGGAGAACAGAAUGUUCCUUUAGCUGUACGAGUGAAUAUAGAAGGAAUGCAUAACGUAAUAGAGCUAGCGAAACAGUAUAAACUAAGGGUGUUUGUUCCUAGUACGAUUGGAGCCUUCGGACCAGAUUCCCCUAGGAAUCCCACGCCAAACAUUACUAUACAAAGACCUAGAACAAUUUAUGGUGUGUCGAAAGUGCACGCUGAACUAUUAGGAGAAUAUUAUUAUUACAAAUUUGGAUUGGACUUCCGUUGCUUGAGGUUCCCAGGAGUAAUUUCAAGCGACCCUCCUGGUGGAGGGACAACAGACUACGCCAUCGCAAUUUUCCACGACAUGCUGCGCAAAGGACAGUACCAAUGCUACCUGAAACCAGACACGCGGCUGCCCAUGAUGCACGUCAAAGACGCGCUUCGUGCCCUCUCAGAGUACCUGGAGGUUCCCAACGAGAGACUGACCAGGCGGGUCUACAACGUUACCUCUAUGAGCUUCACUCCCGAAGAACUUGUGGAGGCCAUGGCGAAGUACAUGCCAGAAAUGAAAAUCACAUACCAACCUGAUAGUAGGCAAGAAAUUGCGGACUCCUGGCCCCAAGUGUUCGACGACAGCGAAGCCCGACGCGAUUGGAACUGGAAGCCCGACGUGGACCUGGAUCAGCUAGUCCAGCUCAUGGUGAAAGAAGUCAAAGAGAAGAUAGUAGCGAACGGGUUCUAGAUUUAAUUGAUAAUCCAGAGGGCGCCCAGCGCUACUUUAGAGCGGGAUACAAAGUCACAUGGAUGGGUGAAUAAUUUUUCAAGGCAUAGCUUGUGAUUUGAAUUGAAAGGAACGAUACAGACCUAGUUUCAGAAUGAGAUUAUACUUAGAUGCGACGCAAAUCCACGCAGCGCUGGGCAGAGCAGACAUAGAUUUAUGCCAAACAAGUUCUAAUGCUAUGGGCAUACGGUGCUUAAGUGUUCAAACGCCGACAAUGUAAUUUAACCGAGUAAUAAUAGAAUCGUCAUGCUAUGAUAUGCUGCGUCAUUUGAAUCUCAGCAAUCAGCAUCAACCUUAGAUUGGCCUAGAAUUUUGUAAAUUGUAGUGUCAGUUUCAAAGCGCCGUAUUGAAAUUCUCCCACACCUGUCCAGCUGUGAGCUGUAAGCUUUAAAAUCAUACAUAGGUAGUUACUCGUCUUUAUUCUUUGUAUAAAAAAAUGCAGUCACCACACCAGCUAUUUCGUUAUGAUGCAAGUGGUUCCACGCGCGCUCAUUGCGAGAUUGCGAUCAACGCAGCGGAACGGCCUAAUCUAGGAACAUUUUGUUUGUACCCUUACACAAUUUCGUAAUGUAGGUAUUUAGUUAGGGUAUCAUUAGGUUAUAAAUUAUUUGUAAUUUAAUUAUAAUUUGGCAAUAUAAGGACAGUAGUAACGAGAUUACCUACCUCGAGAUUAUUUUUUUUGCAUUCCAAAAAAGUGUAAUAAUAAUUUUCUGUGUUGCUACUUUGUACCUAAUGUUAAAAAUAAAACCAAUUUUUAACUGAAUCAAUUCCUUUAUUUGAACAUCCACAAACCAAAAUAAACUUUGCCUUAACCUAAGUUAUGAAAAUAAUUAGCGCCGUCCUGACGGCAAAAUGGCAACAGUGCGACUCGUAUCGAUUAUUAUUACGAUUUUAAAAGCAAAUGAAUACGAUGGAAAGAGAUAUGAUAUUGAGUAGGUACUACGACUUAAAGAUAUAUUCACAUUACGGUGCAUGGAUGCACAUAAGUAGGAGGUAUAGAAAUCCUCGUGUUUACACCGGCUCAUACAGCGGGCGUAGCGUGAGUUUACAUCAAACGCAUUUGACAUCGAUUGCGUUAAAAAUAUGUAUGAAAAUUUCUUUUAGUUCUUGAAGGUUUCCGCUAGGGACGCUGUACAAUCCGUCAUACAUUUAAUGUCACUUUUUACGCAGUCACUAGUGAAGACGUUCGAUGUAAGUAAACUCACACUAAGCCCUCAGUACUAUCUGGCUCUUUGCACUUUUUACGAACGAGUAAUUUGUUUAUUAAUAAGGCAUUCUCCAUAAUGACCGGUUGGUUGCGACCUGCCUUCAUUGGAGGAGGCCUAUGUUAAGCAGUGGACGUCCUAUGACUAAAUGAUGAUGAAGGCAUUCCCCGUUUCUUUGUGAACAUACCUUUAUGUCCUGAGAAAUGCAUAAAAGCAUAAUUGGAUAGUUGACACCAUUAAUCUAAAAACGAAUCAGUGCUUUAUAAGUAAAUUUUUUUAACUAGUAAAUGGGGUCUAGCGUAUUUGCGUUCGCUAGUUGGCGCCAGUGGCGAUAAAUAAGGUACUAGUGGCGCCAGCUCAGUGAGUGCAAAUGCGAUAGUUCUUCAACCGCAAUCACCAGUUGGAUCUAAAGUCAUGUCAAGUGAUGAGCUUAAACAAAACACGGAAGGUAACAUCACGGUAGACAGACUGGUGGUGUCAAUUAUCUCAAUUAAAUUGAUUAUUUUAACAUAUUUACGUAUCACAGUGAUUUACUCCUAUGGUUCAGAAGCGAUUGUCUUGUAUAUUCUAUUCAUUUGCGUUUUGCUGAUACUUUGCACCCACAGUUACCAUACAUCACAUAAAAUAAUAAUGUUGCAUAAAGUAUUAUUUUAUAAUUAUUACAAUGGCUUUGUAUUCUAAAAUUAAUAUACGACAACAUUUAAAAUACACUGACUUUAACUCGACCGUAAUAAACACCCAAUAUGAAAACAUUGUAAGUUAACGUUUGUACAACUUUUAGCAGACAAGUCUAGUCAUCAAGUUGUAAAAACGUGUAACUGUAGUUACAAUGUUAUUCAUAUUUGGUGUAACAGUCACCUAAAUAAAUUAAUAAUAAAUUGUUAGUCGCAUUAAUAUGACGUGAUGAAAAUUUAUUAUGAAAGAAUAACUAAAAAUAAGCCUACGAUAUA
Molecule: messenger RNA, 3307 nt
Organism: Ostrinia furnacalis (Asian corn borer)
Lineage: Eukaryota; Metazoa; Arthropoda; Insecta; Lepidoptera; Crambidae
Gene: Tdh
Product: L-threonine dehydrogenase
Exons: 4
Coding region: 85-1113 (342 amino acids)
Biological process (GO): L-threonine catabolic process
Molecular function (GO): L-threonine 3-dehydrogenase activity
Source: RefSeq, a predicted model, not a curated record